AUGGCAUCAUCAAACAGCUACAACUACAACAACCCCGAGCUGUCUGCAGUUCUGAAGACUCUAUCGACUUUUGCUGCUCCUGCCGGUGCUUCUUCUCCUCCUCCGACAACAACAGCAACAACAACAACAACCCCAAACCAAUCUUUCACCAGUGACGUCAACUCUCAUCACUUCCAUCACACAAGUACCAGCAACCUGCAGGGGAAGACGAACAAUGUUGACGACGGCGAUGACGAAUAUGAGCCUUUGGACGUGAUCCCUCCAGCUCCAGCUGCAGCUCCAGCUCAUGGCACACCCCUCGCGAGCGCUGCUCGUCAACAGACUACAACUACAACAACUCCACCAGCAAAACCCAACCCAAACGCGAACAGCGACCCCUCAACAAUCACAACCUGGCCCGCCGCCCUGAAACACGUCAUGCGAGCCGUAUCGCAGAACGAAGCGCUGCAGGCGCGCAUCCGCCGACUGAUUCGCAGCCAGCACGAGCACGAGCGGCAAUGGUGGCAGGGGCGCGAGGCGCUGAUCGCGAAGCAGAAGGCUAGAGUGGAGAAGAAGAGGCAGUUGGAUGAGGUUUUGAGGUCUGUUGGUGCACCAGUCACUACUUCUACAAGCAGCAAAGGAGGAUCGACCGAAGAAGAAAACGAAGCCGAGCUCAAGAACUACGACGCAAAAGUCUACAAGGCCUCCGUCGACAUGGCCAGGGCGAUGGACGCCGAACUACGCAAUCUAGGUAUCCCGUUCUUUGCCAUCAAGCCGAGUCUGGUCGUUCCGGAUGAACAGAAGAACAACAACGGCAACAAAAAGGACAAGGAAGUCAGAGCAGGUGAAGAUAGAUCACACCCGUCAUUAGGUUUGUCUUCUGCUGUCGGAACAGCAGCGGAGAGGAAAGACACGUCGACGACGACAAUAUCGAGGACGGAAUUGCUUACUUUGCAGCGCCGGAUGCUGGAACUCUUGCAAGAUCUAUGCAAGGAUUGA
Messenger RNA from Rasamsonia emersonii CBS 393.64, 978 nucleotides. RefSeq lists its product as uncharacterized. NCBI's taxonomy places the organism in Eukaryota, Fungi, Ascomycota, Eurotiomycetes, Eurotiales, Trichocomaceae. The coding region runs from base 1 to 978 and encodes 325 amino acids. The transcript has 3 exons. The record is from RefSeq and is a predicted model, not a curated record.